Molecule: messenger RNA, 543 nt
Organism: Rotaria sp. Silwood1
Lineage: Eukaryota; Metazoa; Rotifera; Eurotatoria; Philodinida; Philodinidae
Source: the annotation of a GenBank genome assembly
AUGCUCGUCAUGAUUAACUUUCUUCUGCUUUAUGGAAUUUUUAUUAUCUCUGGUUUAACCAGUGCACAAAAACAAACAAAAUCAUGUGAAGUAUGCAUUAUUGAUUCAUUUUGUACAGAUGAUACAAUCUAUUUUAAUAUUUCAAUAUCAAAAUAUUGUCAAAAUCCUUUGAAAACAUCUUUUACGCACUAUACAGAUAUUGAUUCAAAACCUCAUCAUAUUAAUCAAAUAAUUAAUUGUAACAAUUGCCACAUAAAUAUUCCAAUAGAAUCUGUUCACGAUGCUUGGGAUUAUACAUUAAGACUUGUAUUUCCUGAAUCAUCCAAAACUUGUCCGACACAAUAUACUGCUCAUUGUGGAGGAACAGUAUCAUACUUAAUUUGGUUUAUUACAGGUGGUCUUUCAGCUUUAUUCAUUAUACUUGGUGGUCUACUAUGUUGUAUAAAACAUGAACGUAAUCGUAAAAAAUCUUGUUCAAAUUUACGCAAAUGUCGUUUUACCAAUUGUGAUUUGAACCUUUAUGCACAUAGCGAACAUAAUUAA